Anoplophora glabripennis (Asian longhorned beetle) is the source of this 749-nucleotide messenger RNA. RefSeq lists its product as uncharacterized. The record is from RefSeq and is a predicted model, not a curated record. Lineage: Eukaryota; Metazoa; Arthropoda; Insecta; Coleoptera; Cerambycidae. Bases 109 to 723 code for a protein of 204 amino acids. The transcript has 4 exons.
UUUACAGUAAAUUGUGAAUGGGUGGAAAUUACACCUAUUAAAAGUAAUAAACAUGUAUCAGGUAGUGAAAGUGUAAGUCUAAUUACGACUGAGAGCUAUGAAAACAUCAUGAGAAACCCAUUCAUAAAACCUGAGGUUAUUACAACAUCGUCAUAUUCUCCAAACGAAAGUGUUACCGAAUCUAUUGAAGAUGCUACUGAAGGAAAAACAGAAACGGACACUCCUAGCGUUACAAAUACAGAAUUUUUAGAUGUACUCGAUGACUACCCAGAGUAUGAGGAAAAAAGUUCUGCUGGUAUUGACGAAUUUAUUCCGUUCUUGAAAACGAUACAAAGAAAUUUACUAAAAUUGAAAAAAACUCAUAAGAGCAAAAUGUCUGUAUUAAAGAAUUUAAGAGAUCGCCUUUUAACUAACAUAAAAGGACUUAUUACACAUUUAUGGAAACCUAAAGUGUCGGCGGAAGCUAGAGGAUACAAUGAUGAUGACAGUCACAUGGAUUUUCCGUCCAAUGAAGGAGCUUUAAUGACAAUAGGAUUUUUAACUUUUGCCGUCUUUUUGAUAAAGUUGGUUAUCAAACUGAUCCACACUUUAAAAUAUAAGCAACAGGUUUAUGGGAUGACUACAACCACUACGGCAGCCAGCGUGGUUUUCGUUAAGAGAAGGAAAAGAGAUCAAGAACAAGAAGAAAUUAACAAAAUUUUGCAAUACAUCGAAGAGUUUUAAAAUCCCAUGAAGUUGUAUUUAGUUUU